Messenger RNA from Penicillium salamii, 1662 nucleotides. The record is from the annotation of a GenBank genome assembly. Lineage: Eukaryota; Fungi; Ascomycota; Eurotiomycetes; Eurotiales; Aspergillaceae.
AUGGCAGGGGAAUUCGAGAGGACCAAGACAGGGCAAUACGUCCAAGAUGUCGAGCAACCAGAGCAACCAGAGCGAUCAGCAGCGUCGUCAUCGGACGUUCCUGAUCUGCGAGGUAUCGUCACCCAGCAUGAACAUCGGAGCUUGAUUCGGGGUCUGGGACAGCGCCAUAUUCAAAUGAUCGCCAUCGCGGGCGCAGUGGGAACAGGUCUCUUCCUCGGUUUGGGUGGCUCAAUCGCUACUGGUGGUCCACUCGGCGCUUUACUCGGGUAUGCGUUCGUCGGUCUGAUCGUGUGCAGCAUUCAAUUUGCGCUGGGUGAGGUUGCGGCUUUGUUGCCCGUGACGGGUUCCUUUGUGCGACAUGCGGAGAUUUUGGUUGACCCGGCGCUGUCGUUUGCGAUUGGGUGGAAUGUCGUCUAUGGGUGUUUCCUGAGCGUGCCCAGUGAGAUCUCCGCCAGCGUGGUCUUGAUUCAAUACUGGACGGAUAUCAAUGCGGCGGCGUGGGUGACCAUCCUCAUCGUGGUGUCUGCGGUGGUGGCAUUCUCGUUUAUUCGCGUCUACGGCGAGAUCGAAUUCGUCUUCGCCAUCCUCAAGAUCCUACUGGUUGUUUUCGUGGUUAUUCUGGGUCUCGUCAUCGACCUGGGCGGUGUCCCAGGGGUGCCCCGAAGAGGAUUCCACUACUGGAAAGACCCCGGUCCAUUUGUCGAGUACAUCUCCACCGGAUCCUGGGGUCGCUUCCUGGGAUUCUGGGCAGUCAUGACCAAUGCAGUCUACUCUUUCGCUGGAGUCGAAUCUCUCGCUAUGGCAGCCGCCGAAACCCAGAACCCGCGCCACAACAUUCCCAAGGCUUGCAAGCGAGUGUUUGCGCGUGUAUCCAUAUUCUACCUGGCCGCAGUGCUGGUUGUGGGUAUGGUGGUUUCCAGCGCCGACGAGCGCCUCGGCUCUGAUUCCGGAACAGCAGCUACAAGCCCGUUUGUUAUUGCUGCCGGUGAUGCUGGCAUCAAGGCAAUUCCAUCGGUCGUGAAUGCAGUCUGCUUGACAUCGGCAUGGUCGGCAUCGAAUCAGAGUAUGUUGGCAGGAACCAGAACUCUGUACGGUCUUGCGAUCAAGGGCCAUGCCCCCAAGAUUUUCCUCCGCACAACUGCAUGGGGUAUUCCUUACUUCUGUGUAUUGGCGCAAGUGCUGUUCUCUUUGCUAGCAUACAUGUGCGUCUCCAACGAUGCCAUGAAUGUUUUCUGGUGGUUUGUCGAUCUGACUGCUGCUGGAACUUUGGUCUCGUGGAUUGCUAUUGCAUUGAACCACCUUCGUUUGUUGAAGGCCUUGGAUAAACAAGGCAUUCCAGCCUCUGAACUGCCAUGGCAUAAUAGAAUUACAAGAUUCACAUCAUGGUUUGCGUUGAUCUCUUGCAUUAUCAUUCUCUUGACUGGAGGAUUUGCAGUAUUCACAACCGGAAACUGGGACCCUGCCUCAUUCGUGUCCUCAUAUCUGGACAUCCCACUUGUGCUUGCCGCUUACGGAGGAUACAAGUUGAUCCGUCGAACCAAGAUCAUUCCUCUCGAAUCUAUCCCCAUUCAAGAGGCACUUGACGAAGCUAACAACGACCCCGAUAACGUGCCAAUCAAGAAGGAUAGCAUCUGGGCAAAGAUGAAUAUCUUUUGGGGUUAA